Messenger RNA from Aureobasidium subglaciale EXF-2481, 847 nucleotides. RefSeq lists its product as uncharacterized. The record is from RefSeq and is a predicted model, not a curated record. NCBI's taxonomy places the organism in Eukaryota, Fungi, Ascomycota, Dothideomycetes, Dothideales, Saccotheciaceae. The transcript has a single exon. Bases 329 to 772 code for a protein of 147 amino acids.
CUCAUAAUCGCGAGCACCGGCAUCUGACUUGCCGGGGCCUUGCUCGAGGAUGCUCUUGUAGGUCUCUUCGGCCUUGUGUGGGUGUUCCUUUGCCUGCUUCUUUGCUUCGGCGAUGCGGGCGGCGUUGUCUUGUUGCGCCAUGACGGUGUGAGGCGAGAGGGUGUCGGUCAAGUUGACGAGAGGAGGCCGAGUGAGAUGGCUAUAGGCGGAGCGAUGCGCGAGAUAGAGAAGUCGUACAGCGUAGAGGGAAUGCGGCGAUGGAGAGGAUGUUUGGUUGAUUGAGAUGGCUCAGGCGCGGAUACCUUAGCUCGCAGCCAGCUGCUUGUCGAUGCCAUCACUGCUUGAUCUGUGCCAAGCCUGCGGAGUUGCUCCAGCAUUCUCCGAUCACUUUCACCAUCUCUCGUUAAACAUCUUUGAAAAUCGGUUUCUUCUUUUCGACAUUCUUCACAUUUGUGCUCUCUUGAUGUACAUGAACAGCGUACUGUUGCCUCGUGUAUAUCUAAGGUACUGGUCGUCUCUAAGUCAUGGCCGUUUCUCUGACACUCCUCUCCCAAUUGCGCUCUGUGAACAUGUUUCAACUGAGCCAAGUCAUUUGCAUCAUAGCGAAAGGACUUGUUUCUUCCACUACAUCCAUGAGGGGGUCCGUCUGGACGACUUCCUGAUUGACACAGCUCCGACCUUGUUCUCUCGCUGCAUCUGUGGGCUAUCUUGGAAGAAGGCGGGUAUCAUCUUAGAGCAUGACCCCGACAGACUAUGUCUUCUCUACCUCUAAUCCUCUUGCUUUCGGCCGAAGAGUGUUCUCGACUCGGAGCAGAUCUCAGAACUGCAACUGCUUCUCAGCCGGGUU